Messenger RNA from Symsagittifera roscoffensis, 6107 nucleotides. Its product is annotated as calcium-activated potassium channel subunit alpha-1-like. Gene Ontology annotation, cellular component: postsynaptic membrane. The transcript has 23 exons. Gene Ontology annotation, molecular function: large conductance calcium-activated potassium channel activity. NCBI's taxonomy places the organism in Eukaryota, Metazoa, Xenacoelomorpha, Acoela, Convolutidae. Gene Ontology annotation, biological process: potassium ion transmembrane transport. The record is from RefSeq and is a predicted model, not a curated record. Bases 162 to 4451 code for a protein of 1429 amino acids.
AAAGAUCUGUGAUUAUGCAAAUUUGAAUACAAACUCUAUGUAGUUCUUAUUUAUCUAUCCCAAUUAAAACGAAUCGCGGUAAAUGUUGAAGCUUUCUUUGCUUAAAUGGAAGGUUGGAAGACGUAAAAUAAAAGCGGAUUGUUCAAAACUGUCUGAAAACCAUGUCAGGAACAGAAGAAACAUGCUGCUGUAGUCCCGCAGGAAUUACCACAGGUCCACCGGAGCUUGCGCAAUUAAUUGACGAUGAAUGCAACGAUGAGAAGUUUUGGUAUGCCUUCAUCUCAAGUUCUGUUAUCACAUUUGCCACAGGCCUCUUCGUCAUCUUGGCCUGCCGUGCCCAUGUCAUGUUCAAGAAGGACAAUGAGGAGAGUGAUGAGGAUGGGGACAAUGGGGAGCAGAGAGGAGGGGAUGCGAACGAGAGGGGAGUGAAUGAGGAGGAGGAGAAGGCCGAGGUGGGAUGGCUCACGUCACUUAAAGACUGGGCCGGUAUCCUUAUUUCGGCACAGACCACCACUGGACGCAUACUUAUGGUGUUCAUGGCAUUCAACAGUUUGGCUGCAUUCGUCAUUUACCUCCUGUACACUGGAUCAGAUGGGAUCGAGGGCUGUGUGCACGACAGAGAGCAGAAACUUCUUCACUGCGAGACUGCCAUCAACAUAUGCUUCCUUAUCCACUUCGGCAUCCGGUUCCUCGCAGCCAGCGACAAACUCUGGUUCUGGCUCGAACUCAACUCCGUAGUCGACUUCUGUACCGUUCCUCCCGUAUUCGUCGGAAUUUAUCUCAACCGACAUUACCUCGGUCUUCGAUUUUUUCGAGCCCUAGCGUUUAUGCAGUUGGGCGACAUUCUUCAGUUUCUCAGAGUUUUAAAAACGAGUAAUUCUAUCAAAUUAGUGCAGUUAGUUUCUAUCCUGAUUAGUAUGUGGCUCACCGCUUCCGGACUAUUCCAUCUUAUUGAGAACAGUGGCGACGUGUGGGUGAACUUCACCAACCCCCAGAUCCUGUCCUACUGGGAGUGCUGUUACAUGCUGAUGGUGACCAUGUCCACUGUCGGCUAUGGAGACAUCUUCCCCAAGACCACAUGUGGCAGGAUGUUCAUCACCAUAUUCAUCCUCAUCGGAUUCGCCACAUUCGCAAGCUAUGUACCCGAAAUUGUAGAACUUGUCUCAAACAGAAAGAAGUACGGAGGCUCAUACAACCAAGAACGAGGAAGAAAGCACAUAGUUGUGUGUGGACACAUAAACUACGAAUCAGUAUCCAGUUUCAUAAAGGACUUCCUCCACGAGGACAGGGAUGACGUGGAUGUGGUCAUAGUCUUCAUCCACCAGUCGGCACCUGACCUGGAUCUCCAGGCACUGUUCAAGAGACACUUCACCCAGAUGGAGUUUUUCCAGGGAUCAGUUAUGAACACCAAGGACCUCGAGAGGGUCAAGAUUGACCAGGCGGACGCGUGUCUCAUCCUGGCAAACAAGUAUGCGUGCGACCCCAACGCAGAGGACGCCGGCAACAUCAUGCGCGUCAUAUCAAUCAAGGACUUCCACCCCAAAAUACGCAUCAUCACCCAAAUGCUUCAGUACGAAAAUAAGGCGCACCUCCUGAACAUUCCUUCGUGGAACUGGCGAGACGGGGACGACGUGGUGUGCCUGACGGAGCUCAAGCUGGGCUUCAUCGCACAGUCCUGUCUGGCGCCAGGCUUCUCCAGUGUGAUGGCUAACCUGUUUGCCAUGCGCAGCAACCCCAAGGUCGACGAGGAGGGCAACUCCUGGCUGAAACACUACCUGGCCGGGACUGCCAACGAAAUGUAUACCGACUAUCUCUCUAGUGCCUUCUCAGGACUCACCUUCUCCCAAGUGGCAGAGUUCAUCUUCGUCAAAUUAAAACUACUAAUGUUUGCCGUGGAGCUACGAGACGAAAACGACGAGACUAAAAUAAUAAUAAACCCAGGAAGUAAAGUGUACAUUCAGGACGGGACACUUGGCUUUUUCAUCGCUGGAUCAGCUCAAGAAGUGAAAAGAGCCUAUCACUACUGCAAGUGUUGCCAUGACGACCUCACAGACAUCCGCAAGAUCAAAGAGUGCAAGUGUGCUACAGACCAGAAGCAGAGCAGAAGCACUCUCGUCGGAUCACUUGUAGGCCAGAACAGGUCUGGGGGAAACAAAAAACAGCUUAAUGGAAUUGCCGGCGGACACAACAGGUCGCUGUUGCAAUUGAAUGCGGUUGGGGAGAAAGCGGUGGGAAGUGCCUUGCAGUUUGUAGGCUCCGUAGCCGCCAAUUCCAGUGGGGCGGGGGGAGGAGGGGAGCCCCCUUCGGGUGUAGUGGGCAUGAUGGCGGGAGAGAUAGACACUGUGAAGAGAUAUGACGUCACUGGCAUGUUCCACUGGUGCGAGGCCCGCGGAAUCGACAAAUGUGUCUGGCUAAGAUCGGAAGCGGACCGUCAGCAACUGUCCGGUCAUGUGAUCGUCUGCAUCUUCGCCGAGGCAGACUCCCCCCUAAUUGGUCUGCGCAAUCUGGUCAUGCCUCUAAGGGCCUCCAUGUUCCACUACCACGAGCUGAAACACAUAGUCCUACUGGGCAAUCUAGAGUAUCUACGGAAAGAGUGGGAUGCCCUGUGCAAUUUCCCAAAAGUCGAUAUUCUUGUGGGAUCUCCACUGAAUCGUGCGGAUCUGCGCUCAAUAAAAGUGAAUCUCUGUGACAUGUGCAUCAUCUUGUCGGCCAACAAGACCAAGAUAGUGGACCCCUCAGUGACUGACAAGGAGUCCAUCCUGGCCUCCCUCAACAUCAAGGCGAUGCACUUCGGAGAGAACGCUAUUGGACAUGUCGGGCCAGGACCCCCUCCACCAUCCCAAAAUGAACAGCAACAGAUGAUAGGUUUGACUCCAAUACCAAUUAUGCAACAACCGGAAACAACUCCGUCUAGUAAGAAAUCGACAGCUGAAGACACUAGUCAACACUCGUCUAAAUCGAGCAAAGCUGACAAAAACAAAAACCAGAAAACUAGAUCUAUAUCCAGAGUAUCUGAAACGAUACCUACAACUGUAAUUGACCUAUCCAAUAGUAUGGAGUCCAUAGUCAGUAUGAAAGAGUCCCUGCAAGACUUUGGACUUGCGGUACCAUGGGGAGGCGGGGCCUCUAAAGGCCUUUCGUCUAAAUCAGCGAUAGCAGCGGUUGCUCGUGAAGCCUCAGUAAUUGCAGCGCCGGAAGGUGUGGUUCCGAACGUCGUCAAUAAUCCGGGGGGAGUUCUUAACUCGGGACUGAAUAGCAUGAACAGUGAUAGUACGAGUACCCUAGUACAAAUGAACGCUCAGCAAAAUAGUUCACAAAUGAGUGACUCAAUUUCCAGUCCUCCUAGUUAUUCAACUGCCAAUUCUGUCCCAGGUGCUGCGGCGAAUAACAGACAAUCGGGUCCUAAUCAACCCAACGCCUCGUAUCAACAAUCUUCGAUCAUGUCUAACCCUAACAACUCCAAUUCCAACAUAGCCCCCUCCACUCUCACCCGGGCCAGCGCUCGGGGAGCCCCAGGAGCAUCCAGCGCCUCAUCAUCCGUCGCCCGACCGGAAGUGCUGUCAGGUGCUAAUGUGCCGAUGAUCACGGAGAUAGUGAAUGACGAUAGUGCGCAGUACCUGGACCAGGACGAUGACGAUGACCCUGACACGGAGCUAUACAUGACUCAGCCAUUCGCCACUGGAACCACGUUCGCCAUCUCAGUCCUCGACUCCAUCAUGAGUGCUGCGUACUUUAACCCGAAGGCACUUACUCUGAUCCGCACUCUUGUGACGGGAGGAGCUACACCGGAGCUGGAGCUGAUUCUGGCAGAAGGUGCUGGCAUGCGCGGUGGCUACACAAGUGGCGAGUCUCUCAAAAACAGAGACAGAUGCCGAGUUGCACAGCUGCCCGUGUAUGAUGGCGCCUUCUCCAAGUUCGCCGACGGCGGCCAAUACGGUGAGUUAGUCGUACAUGCUCUGAAGAACUUCCAGAUUCUCUGCUUCGGCAUCUACCGCUUCCGAGACGCCAACCUCACUGCCCCCGUCAACAACAUCCACAACGGGGGAGUGCCCUGUACCAAACGAUACGUGGUCACUAACCCCCCUUACGAGUUCGUACUCUCCCCCACAGACCUCAUCAUGGCUUUUGUCCCCUUCGACCCACCGCAGAGCCAGAAGCGAAAGGUUAAGCGCAGACCGCACAGUCAGUACUACAAUCACCAACCUGCCUACCACCAACAAGCUCAUCAGCAACAUUAUUACCCCCGACCGUCAAGCAAUGUAGGGGGAGGGGGUGGGGACCUUAUGAGAGGUCAUUAUCAGCAGAACAGCGGGGGGCACCUCCAUCACGCGGGUAUGAACAAAGUCAGUAUCAAUGGAGUGCACCGUACAUCGCCCCAUUUCUCAUCUUCAGGUCACGCAAUUGACCGGUCAGAACAAUUUCUACUUGACCCUCUGCUGGAGUUCAAAUGAAGACGCAAUCUGUUUUGACGACUCACUUUUGAUGCUUUGUGACGGGAUGUAGCAUUAGCUGAAAUGAUCAAUUAUCCGAAUGAGGUGUUCUCAAAAAAGUUCAGUAGCUUUAGAAUCCAUUGCUCAGCGUACGCCCUUCAUUUAUAUUGAACGUUUAUCUGUCUUUUCUUAAUUUAUCCUUUGCCAGGUUUAGAUAUCAGUUAAAUAUGUACAAAAAUAAAAAGAGAUCUUGGUCUAAGUGUGAAAUUAAAGAGAUCCCUGUAACUCGUUGUGAUGCUCGCUUGUUAGAGAAUAAAUAGUACAGAAAGUGUCGUUGAAUCUCUUGAGCCCACGUUUUGUUUUUGACAAUAUAAAAUGAAUGAAUUUUUCUAGACUACGCUUAGAAUUGUUUAAAAAGUGUUCAGUUUCGUCUCCAUUUAAAAGGAGUCCCUGUCUAUAUAUUUCUUUCUUCAUUUACACUUCUAAUGGUGCUAUAAUUAUGUCCUGGUUGCAAGGACCUCUUUAACCCUUUAAUUCCGACGCGGGAAUUUGACAGAAAUGCGACAAUAAUAACCACUUACAAACGGAAUUGCACAAACUAUCGCUUCGAUGUAAUAUUUUGGUCACAUUGAGUUUUGUUUUUGCCCAAUUUGCAAUUUUAAUCGAAUUUAAUUUUGUACUUCCAGGUUGAAUGAUGAAUUAUGUAAUAAUUAUGCAGUCGGCAGAAAUCUUCAUCAUGCAUUGAUUUUCUGUCAUCAUGAUAACAGACCUAAACAUUUAAUCUUUUCUUCAUAUAUUUAAUCAGAAAUCAGAAUUAUAGAUUCUUUUCAAUUGACCCUACCAUCUAUCCUCAUGCCACUGUCAAUCAUGUGCUAAUGUUCGCUAGUUUUAUCGCCAGUCUUUUCACAAAAAUGGCAAUAAUCGAAGAAUUAGUAAUUAAUGUGCAAGGUUUUGAAAAGACUUACGGAAUGAAAAAAUCUUAUAUGGUAUCACAAUGAUAUCGCAAACAAGCGUUCAAAAGGAAUUAAAAUUGAUCGCUUUCUCGCGGAACAGUUAAUACACUCAAUCAGGGUGGAUCUAAAAAAAAAAUUCGAAAAUUUUGUCGCCCUUAUUUAGCUCGACCAAAUUGAUUUCCCGAGCGCUUCCAGAACAUUAUGAAGACCAGGGUGACCAACUGGUCGGUAAAUACCGACUAGUCGAUAUUUGGUCGGUGUUUUUUGAAAGUCGGUUUUCUCCUUGAUGUAACAAUAAAAUUAAUUUAUUUAAUAUCUUUUCGUUUUUCCUGAUAUUUCGGCUAUUUAUCCCUACAGACGGUCAAUAGCCAUUUUGAACUUGUAGUUCAGUGUUCAUAGGUAAUUUUAUUUACCGAAUAUUUUGCCAAUAAAUUAGCACCCCCGGUGAUUUUGCCGGUAAAUGCAUGAGGUCGGAAUUUUUUCGAAUUCUAGUUGGUCACCCUGAUGAAGACCCUACUUUGAUAAAAAAAAUGUCGCCGCUGGCAAAUUUUGAAAAAAAAAACAGAUCAUAAAUGCCGUUUUUGGGUACUUAUUGGAAAACUUUAACCAAAAAAUAGCGUUUUUUCGACUCGCGCUCCCCUUCAAAUUUAGGUUAUAUUGGCGCCUGUAGACAAAUUUUGGGUCGGCCGAAAAUGAAAGUCAUUAACUAGUACCAAAGGGUUGG